Molecule: messenger RNA, 1265 nt
Organism: Folsomia candida
Lineage: Eukaryota; Metazoa; Arthropoda; Collembola; Entomobryomorpha; Isotomidae
Exons: 9
Coding region: 1-1131 (376 amino acids)
Source: RefSeq, a predicted model, not a curated record
AUGGCCCCGAGCGAGGACAUUGAAGUCCCAAAUUCAGGUGUGCGUGGGGAUCGGUGCUUCAACACCAAAUGCAAGGAUGUUUUGACUCGAGAGGCAAAAUGCAUGUAUCCAUACAGAAUACGAGGUUACACGAAUAUAGGUUGCCCCAAAAAUCAUGGACGCUAUACGUGCUGCAAAGGCCUGGGUCGUGGAAUAAAACCCGACAUUAACGAAGGAUCCAGAAUUUGUACUCUAACCGAGUGCAAGAGUAUAAAAACAAAGGAAGCAAAAUGCAAAGCUGGUACUUUUCAUUACGGAAGUGUUCCUGGUAAGUGCCCACCUGACCAAGCACAAUUCAGAUGUUGCCGCUACGGAGGACUAAUAGUUCCUCCGAACUUUACGCCACAGGUCUACACUGUACCUAAGGGAUCUGAAGAGUGCGUCACAACUGAAUGUAAGAGCACCAAAACCAAGGAAGCGAAGUGCCUUGACCCUUACCCAGUCGAGACGGGAAAGCUUCCGAAGGGGUGCGAUGCAGGCGAAGCCAAAUAUUCUUGCUGCAAAGGUAAGGACGGAGAUGGGGAGGCACAAAACUCUGGGAACUGCAUGACAACUGAGUGCAAGAGUCUCACGACGAAAGAAGCCAAGUGCCUCGACCCUUUCCCAAUGGAGAUGGAUAAGUUUACCGACGAGUGUGACGAAGGAGAAGCCAAGUUUUCGUGCUGUGGAGGUAAUAGCGAAACCGAAGGUCUAGGAGGCGAAGGAUCUGAGGAGUGCAUCACAACUAAAUGUAAGAGCACCAAAAGCAAAGAAAUGAAGUGCACUGACCCUUAUCCAGUCGAAACCGGAAAGCUUCCGAAGGGGUGCGAUGCAGGGAUGGCAAAAUAUUCUUGCUGCAAGGGGAAAGGUGCAAAGAAUGAGGAUAAUGUGGAUGAUGUUCAAAUUGAUGUGGCUGGACAAGACGACGAGGCAAGUGCUGAUAACGAGGUUGACACAGAUGCUAUUCCGGGAUAUAAAUGCACGACAAGUAAAUGCAAGAAAAAAAGUAUUAAGAAUCCGUGUCCCGAAGGUACAACAGUGAAAUGGAUGAACGAAGAACUGUGCGAAAAUCAUUACGCAAUGUUUCGUUGCUGCUCAAAAUUAGAAGAUUAAAUAUUUAACUUUGUUGUAGGAAUCUUUGGAAUUUAUUCUUUGAUUAGUGUUUCAAUAACUUUGUAUGUAAUUUUAGUAUUCGUGGGGAGCUUUAUAAAAUUUGAAUGAAAAAUACAAUGCACCGGUCAAUGUUA